Molecule: messenger RNA, 6752 nt
Organism: Acinonyx jubatus (cheetah)
Lineage: Eukaryota; Metazoa; Chordata; Mammalia; Carnivora; Felidae
Gene: HS3ST6
Product: heparan sulfate-glucosamine 3-sulfotransferase 6
Exons: 2
Coding region: 3188-4186 (332 amino acids)
Molecular function (GO): [heparan sulfate]-glucosamine 3-sulfotransferase activity
Source: RefSeq, a predicted model, not a curated record
CUCGGCCCCCCUUGCAGGCUCCAGGACCCCCGCAGACUGCGGGAGUCGGGCGAGGGGGUAAGGGUGUGGUUCUAGCGAAGGGAGUUCUGGAAGCCCCGCAUGUGUGAAAUCUCCCCCAGCUGUCCCCCGUGGAGGGAGGGACCGCACGGUGUUAGGGAUCACUUUCCAGGGUGGGGCAGCGGCUGACGCACCCUGCUUGUGGGGGCCCACGCUGGGGGUGCCCGCCCUGGGGAGGGGACAGUCUGCGAAAGAGGAAGAGAGGAGCCCGGGGGCGGGGCGCGCACAUAGACUCCGUCACUCACACACUCUCUCACUCACACAGCCAGGCCACUCAGUCACUCGACAAACAUUCAUGAGUGCUCACCGUGGUCAAGACUGACCCCGUCCCCGCCCUUGCCACGCUCACGGGGAGGUGGAGACAGAUGGGGUCCAAAAUCACCCACCAAGGGAGUAAUUACAGUCAGUGGAGGGGACUCAGAUAUAGCUGGGCAGCUGGGUCAUGGGUCUGUGAGGCCAGGCUGGGCCUUCCUCUUGCCAUGACCUCGCUCCCCAGGCCUCUUCCCUGGACUCGCCCCUGUGUCCCCCUCUGCUCUGACCUUCCCUGUCGUCUCCUCCAGGGACGCUGUUUACUAGCGGGCCGCAGCUCAGGCCACUCUUCCCCAGUGCUGCCUCCUCCCAGCCAGCUAGCACAGCAGACCUGACUACCUCAAUGUCUGAUAGUUGGCCUAAGGAGGAUGGACAGACGGACCUCUGCCUGGCCAUCCUGCCUGGGCAGGGGGUCCAGUCUGGGCAAGGGGGGAUUGAGCCAUGUUGGACCCUGAAGGCCAAGGGGCCCUCCGAGGAGAUCCAGCUGGCAGAGAAGCUGGCUGAUGCAUUUCUUCUUCACAGUGGAGGUGAGACCGGACAGGGCGGGAGGUGAGCGAGCCUCUCAGGGUGCAGGGACAGCUACAGGACCGGUGCUCCCAUGGCCUGGUUUCUUUCGACUCACUUCCUGCCAUGUGGCUCAGAGCGGGGGAUCCACUGUGUCUAGACCACACAGAGAGGUGCCAGUGGAGAGCUGGGGCUGGACCCUGAUGGCAAGGUAGGGCGGAGGCAGAUCGGAGGGGCCACUCCGACAUCCUGGGCAGGAGGGAAGGCGGCAACCCCCAUGUGUGAGGAGGCUUGCCUGACCAUCACUUCCUCCAGAAAGCCUUCCCUGACCUCUUCCUCCAUUCACAGCCUUCCACUAGCCAGUCAUUGUCAAGUGCCUAUUUGGUGCCAGUCUCUGUUAGGUGCUAGGGACCCCCCAGUGAGCAAAUGUCCCAAGGCUGCCUUCCUGGGUGUCCCCAGAUUUGCCCCCACCUGUCACUUGAUGGAUGGUGGCUGGAGGGAGGGGCUCAGCUAGGAAAUUAUCCUUGUCCCCGGACUCCAUUCCCCAGCCCCCAGCAUGUCCUGCUGUCGUUGAUAAGUUGCUUCUGGAAAAUCCUCAAGCAGGUGUGUGUGUCAGGGGUUGGGGGGCUGAGGAAAAGCCAUUCUCAGUAGGAGGAACAGCAUGAGCCAAGGCUGGGAGGAGGAAGCCACUCUCCCUGUGCCAGGGCCGGGAGACAGAGGGGCCGCCAGGGUCGAAUGCUGGAAUCUGGAGCCCUGAGAGGGGCCUGCUGAGACUGUGAGUGGGUGCUCCAGGUGGAGCAGGGCCCCACCCAGGACAGGUCUAAGGAGAACCAGUCUGUCUGGAACAGAUCCCCUUUUAAGCUAGACCAGAAGAAGAACUUCCUGUGACCCUGUGUGUAUCAACAUGCACCCCAGACAGUACUGUGCCAACGACCCGCCUACAGGGCUCCUGGCUGAGUCUUGCCCUGACAAGCAGGUGCAGGCCUGUGUCUGGGAUCCGGGCUGGGGCCCUGAUCAGCGGCCUUCAUGCCACUGGCUCUGCAGAGCCCCCUUAGUUCAGGGCUGCCUCUAGGUGGGAGACCUGGAAAUGCCUGUGGGUCACAGAGGCCCCUGGCCUUUGGAGAGGCCCCAGGUUUCUGGGACUUGCCCAGAUGCCAUUGGUCCCAGGAACAAGCAGAACCCAGGGCAGUGGCCUCUGAGCAGCUAGUGAGAGGUCAGCCUCUCCUAGGAGCCCAUGCCCAUGGGGCACCAAGCUUCAGUGAGGAAGCCCUGGGCAGAGACAUAGAGAGGACACCGUUCCUUUUCCGUCUCUCCCUGGGACUGUUGCUCCUGGAGCCCUUUCCUUCUCUGCUUUCCUUGUGCUGUGUGGGGGGUUCAGUGAACCUGGGGCUGCAUAAACUCCCCACAGAGUGUCCAGCACCCAGCAGGUCCCGUAACUGUGAGCGGCCCCUGGCCCCUGAAUGUCACUGCACCUCAGCAGGAGCUCCUAAGAUAGAACCCGGGCUCCUCCUUCCGGUCUCCCAUCCCACCUCUCCAGAAUCUUCUCAUCUUCAGGAGUCACUUUGCCAGCAUUAGAGAUGGGUCCCUGACAUCCCAGGGCAACGCCAGGUGGACUGGGCUGCAGAGACAGACGGUGUGACAUGGUAGAAAGGGUCAGGAGACAGAUCUGAAUGGGGCCUUGGGACAGACGCCUGUCGUCCCUGAGCCUGCUUCCCAGGACCCUAAAAUGGUAAUCAUAUUGGACAACCGUCUCCGGCCGUCAGGGUUGGGACCCUGAUGAAUGGCAAGCCAACUGUCAGGAAAGCGCGCCCCAUUCUCCCCUCAGACUUCCCUCAACAUUCCCGGGAACGCCUCGGCGCAGUAGGGCCCGGGUCCACACUCACCCGCACACCUGCUGCUACGCCCUUGUCCGGGAGGGACUGGGAUCCGCCUUCUAAGAGCCGGUCCUUCAUCUCAGUCCUGUCACUGCCCUGAGACCCGACCCGUCGCCGCAGCAUCCAGGCGCGCAAUGGUGAUGACCCCGAAGCCUCGCAGGCUGGAGCCUAGGUCUCCAAGAGGGCGCGACAGGUAACCUCUGGGGCUCCAAAUCACGCCUCAGCCUCGGCGGGCGCCUGCGAGUCCCGGGCCCGGGAGUGGUCCAGGGGGCGGGGCCCCCGGACUGGGCGGGGCCUCCGGGUCCCGCCCCGCGUCGGCUUCGAGCCUGCCGAGUGGCGGGGCGCAGAGCAGAAGCCCGGCGCGGGCUGGCUGAGCGCGGCACGGGCCGGGAUGCGCUCGCUCCUGUAGCCCGCGUUCCACCGUCUGGGCGCAGCACCACCCUAUGGCAGGUAGCGGCGGCCUGGGCGGCGGGGCCGGGGGCGGCCAGGGCGCGGGGGCCGGGCAGGGGGCCGCGCUGCGGGUGCCGCGUGCGCCGCUGCUUCUCGCCGCGCUGGUGCUCGGCGCCUACUGCCUCUGCGCCCUCCCCGGCCGCUGCCCGCCGGCCGCCCGCGCUCCGGUGCCGGCGCCCGCGCCCGCUGAGCCGCUCCGCGCCGUCGGUCCCCGGGGGGCGCCGGGCCUGCCUGUGGCCAGCGGCCCGGGACGCCGGCGCUUCCCGCAGGCGCUCAUCGUGGGCGUGAAGAAGGGCGGCACGCGCGCCCUGCUGGAGUUCCUGCGGCUGCACCCCGACGUCCGCGCGCUCGGCUCUGAGCCCCACUUCUUCGACAGGAGCCUGAUGCCACGCACCCUGGACGGGCAGAUCACCCUGGAGAAGACCCCUAGCUACUUCGUGACUCGGGAGGCCCCCGGCCGCAUCCACGGCAUGUCCCCGGACACGAAGCUGAUCGUGGUGGUGCGGAACCCUGUGACGCGGGCCAUCUCCGACUACGCCCAGACGCUCUCCAAGACCCCGGGCCUGCCCAGUUUCCGUGCCCUGGCCUUCCGCCACGGCCUGGGCCCCGUGGACACGGCCUGGAGCGCCGUACGCAUCGGCCUGUACGCCCAGCACCUGACCAACUGGCUGCGGCUCUUUCCCCUGUCCCGCUUCCUAUUCGUCAGCGGGGAGCGCCUGGUCAGCGACCCGGCCGGGGAGGUGGGCCGCGUGCAGGACUUCCUGGGCCUCAAACGCGUGGUCACGGACAAGCACUUCUACUUCAAUGCCACCAAGGGCUUCCCCUGCCUCAAGAAGGCCCAGGGGGGCAGCCGCCCCCGCUGCCUGGGCAAAUCCAAGGGCCGGCCCCACCCCCGCGUGCCCGAGGCUGUGGUCCGGCGCCUGCGGGACUUCUACCGGCCCUUCAACCGCAGGUUUUACCAGAUGACCGGCCAGGACUUUGGCUGGGACUGAGGAGGACGGGCCAGCCCGUGCCCGGCCCGGGGACCCUCGCUCACCUUAAUUUAUGCCGGCCGCCGGGCCGUGGAGCCUGCAGACAGAUGAUGGGUAGGGAAAAGUAUUUAAGGAAUAAAGCCUGGGUCUGUGUUCUUCCACAUAAUCUGGAAGGUGGCCAGACGGGGGGCUGGAGGUGCCACCGCCCAGGGAAACGCUAACCAUACCACCUGUCUCUACAGGGCACCGUUCGUAUGCCCGGAGUGGUCCAAAACCCAAUCCGUAGACAUCCCUUGGGGUGUGCAGUGAGCUUGGCCACAUGUCACACAUGAGCAACUGAGGCUCAGAGAAGUUUAGGGCCUGCCCAGUGACGCACAGCUCAGACUCUGGAGGCCCUCCUGUGCGCCCUGGGAUGCUGAGCUAUGCUGGAAUGUUGUCCCCGUGCGGCAGAUGAGGAAACUGAGGCUCCAGGUUGCCCACGUGAGGGCUGGGGGGGGAUGAAAGUUGGAUCUGGCCAACUCAGGGCUGCACCCAUGACUGCGGCUGAUUUCGUGUCUUAGUGCCCAUUGGAUGCUCCCUCCUGGGAAUCUGGUGAGGUUGCGUUACACGGAGUGUGACGUGAGGAGCAGCAGCGGGGUAUUGGUUUUAAGCGUCCCCAAGCCCCUGGGGACAGUGUGGCACCACCCACCACAGGCCACACCCAUGCUGCCACUCCCACCCUCCAGACCCUGCCCGCUUGGGGGGGACGUGCCCUCUCAGUGGGUUCCACCCACUCCCCCAGGCCCUGGAUGCCCCAGUUCUGCUGUGUUCCAGGAAGGGCUCCCGCCUUUGGGGGAUGGGCAGAGGUGAAUGCCCAUCUGGGGCCCAGCUGCCUGCUCAGAUCCUGACUUAGGCCAGGCUCGGGUGGGCUAGGCUGCCCUAUCCACCCCUCUGCCCCUGGGAAGGUGGGGGCCCCUUCCUAAUGACUGUCACCUGCUCCUGGCCACAACGUUGCUUGCCAGGUGCCCACAAACCGCCCUGACAAUGACCUCCGGGGACCCUUGGAACCAAGCCUGGCAUGCCCCGGCUGUGCUGGGUCCUCACAGGACCUGGCUGCGUCCUCUGCACCCCAGGCCUUGGGUCCAUAUCAAAUCUUCAGCCCUGCUGUGGCCUUUCCAGCUCUGGGCUAGUUGGAGUAGCUGCCCGUCCUGGGCCCCGGGGUGGAAAUGAGGGAGGAUUUCCAGGGGAGUGAUCGCUUUCCUUCCAGGCACCUUUUCUGGCUAACCGUGAGCCAGCGGGCCCAGCAGUCACGGUGGCUACUGUCUUUGUCACAUGACCUUACCAGUGGUAGACACCUGGGGUCACCUGAUUGUGAGAAGAGGCUCGACAGGAAGUGGGGAGGGAGUUGGGGGCAUCUCUCCUCAGCGGCCCGGAACCUGCCCCUCGCUCCUGCUGGUUCUGGGCCCAGAGGACCCUCCUGUCUGGAUUGUCCUGAGGGGCCAGCACUGUCAGGAAGCUCUGCCAUCGGGGCCAGGCCAGAGGCAGGACCGGGGGCUGGUCCUGAGACACCCUGGCGGAGAUGCGGUGGCAGAUGUGGGCAGAUGCGGCUGAGACACAACUGCAGGCCCCUCCCCCGCCUGGAUGUCUGCCGUGGGAGGAGGGGAGGGCUGGCCCAACGUGCAAUAAUGGUGACCAACGUGCAAUAACGGUGACGAGGCAGGGGCCUCCGGGCCCCGCUGGAUGGCAAGGCCUGGGCUUGGCGUCUCUGUCCCCAUUCCCGGUGCUGGGGCCCCACUUAGCGACCGUGUGGCAGCCCGCCCUGGGUGUCAGGGUGGGAGGGAAGGCAGUUCCCAGCCUGGGCCAUGCCCGCUGCUUCCCUCUUCCUGGACACACCCUUGUCCAAACUUUUAGCAGCUCCGGCCCUCUGCGGCUUGCCCCCACCCCUAGCCGGCAUGCCACCCUCACCCCUACGCUCUUGUCCCCACAGCUCCUUCCACCUGUCUCGAUCUGCGUAGCCUUUGUACAUGCUGUUCCCUCUGCCUGAAAUGCCUUUCAGGCACAGAAGGUGCGGGCUGAGAGGGGACAGCCUAGGAGUGCGGAGGCUGUUCCCUCACACCAGUCUCCUUUCCUCCCUACAUUUAGAGCCCCUUUCCCGAGCCCACUGACAUGACCCACUUUUCCCUUCCGGAAGCUUCUUGGAAGCAGAGCUGUGGGAGCCACCAGUUUGUCUGGCUCUGGUGCCCAGAAGGCAGGCUGGAAACAGUGUGGAGAAAGGGUGAGCUGGCUGGUCCCGGUCCUCCCCCAUCCCCCUCCCAGUGGAAACUGGGCCUGACUGCCCGCCAGCGCCCAGAGCCAGGUGCCCAGCUGGGCCUCAGAACACACUGAGGGCAGAUGCGGUGGGUCUUCCCGGCUGUGUGUGGGGGUGGGUCUCCGUGGGAGAGUCAUCGGCCUUUAAUUAAAGUCCCUAAAUUGUUUCCCCAGCUGCUCAGUGGGUUUUCCAUGUUGGAAUGUUCCAGAUGGAGCACAAAGUGCUGAUCCAAUUACCUUCUUCCUGUUCUGCUCAGUGGGGGAGAAAAGGCUGGGGACCCCUUCUCCGUUCCUCACAAGC